This is a messenger RNA of Cloeon dipterum, 1185 nucleotides long. RefSeq names its product hatching enzyme 1.2-like. Lineage: Eukaryota; Metazoa; Arthropoda; Insecta; Ephemeroptera; Baetidae. Gene Ontology annotation, molecular function: zinc ion binding; metalloendopeptidase activity. Bases 87 to 1016 code for a protein of 309 amino acids. The record is from RefSeq and is a predicted model, not a curated record. Gene Ontology annotation, biological process: proteolysis. The transcript is spliced from 6 exons.
CUGUUGGAUGUGGUUAAAUCCCUUACACAUACAUAAUUUCACUUUAACUCCCAACUUUCUGCAAUGAGCAUGAAUGAUUCGCAAGAAUGAACUCGCUAUCUUUUAUCGUUUUGCCACUACUCGCUAUUUCCAUCCCCGGUUUGUCUGCCGCUCCCGCUCCUGUGAAGACCACCGUCAAGCCGAAGACGACGCAUAAUGUCAACGAAAUCGGGGAGGAGUUCCAUGAUAUGCAAUUGGAGAGCUGGGUUUUGAAUCACGGCCUUCCUGAACCUAAAUCAGGAAUCAACCUGGACAGAUGGAACGCGUCUUCCGCAAAAGAUAACCCUGAAGAGCGUGGCUUCUACCUGGAAGGAGACAUUUUGUACCAAACACAUCCCUCAGCCACCAAAAGUGCUCAAGUUGGUGAAUAUUACAAAUGGCCCAACGCCCAAGUUUUUAUCAAAAUCUCUGGUGCUUUUGCACCUCACGAGGUAAAUAUAAUCAAAAAAGCAACGCAGUACAUCGAGAAACACACUUGCAUCAGAUUCUUCUUCUAUCAGCCAGGCAUUCAAAAGGAUUACGUUGACAUAACAAACAGCCACACCGGAUGUUUUUCGUCAGUUGGGCGCACAGGCGGCAGACAAGUUCUCAAUCUGCAGAGUCCGCAGUGUGUCAAUUUGAGAACCGCCACGCACGAGCUGAUCCACUCUCUGGGAUUUUUCCACGAGCAAUCGCGCACCGACAGAGACAAGUACAUCCAAAUCGAGUGGGGAAACAUUCACAGCCAUGAGAUCAACAAUUUCAAGCGGCACGACAACUCAAACCACCAAGGCCUGGCCUACGACUUUCAGAGCAUCAUGCACUACUCUAGAUUUGCAUUCGCCAGGAAUCCACGUUUACCGACGAUCCGUUUCAAGCCGCCUUACGAAGGAUGGGAAAAAGUUGCGAAAAACGAUCAAAUGACUUGGACGGACGUCGAGAAAAUCAACAAACUAUACAAAUGUCCAUCGACUUCAGCAUCACCUACGUCUAGUUAAAUUAAUUUAACAUAUUUUAUUGCCAUGAGAUAUAAUUUAACGAUUCAUUAAAGUGGAUUGAUCCAGGGCAAAAGUUUAAAAUUAUUUGAAUUGUUGGAUGUAAUAAGCAGUUCAUCGAUAAACAAUUUGUUUUGCAAUUCGCAAUAAUAAAAAAAGGAGCUUGCUACAG